AUGGGCCGAGAAGACCCAAUCAGUUUCCAACAAGGUCUCUCCUGCCAUUUUCUUUUUUAUUCGAUCCUAUUUUACUUUUUCUUUGUUUUCGCCCAUUUUUCUUUUCGUCUCUUUGUUUGUAUCGUUUGCUCCUUUCAUUCCUAUCUCCUCACACUUCUCUUUUUCCCUCUUUCCAAUAGCUUAUUGAAUACUCCGCAUAUUUUUCUCCUCCUACACUUUCUUCUUCUUCUUCUUCUUCUUCUUCUUCUUCUUCUUCUUCACUUUUUCUUUGAAAUUGUGCUUCUUACCUGUACAUUGAGAAUGUUUGUUAGCCCAAAAGUUUCCAGAGUUGUGGCCUUAUUCGUUCUGCUUGUCAAUUCUUCAUCCAUAGACAGGGUCGAUGUUAUGGGGAUCCCAAGUAAACAAACUUAUCUACUGUUUUCAGAGAUUCACCACCAAAUUUUGUCUCAUUACCUCUGUUUUCUUGACGCUAACUGUCAACCCGAAGAGGACGCAUGGUUCCGCUAUGCGAUCGGUUAG
Messenger RNA from Acanthosepion pharaonis, 519 nucleotides. The record is from the annotation of a GenBank genome assembly. Lineage: Eukaryota; Metazoa; Mollusca; Cephalopoda; Sepiida; Sepiidae.